AUGGCUUGUAAUUACGUUGUCACAGCUCAUAAACCUACAGCGGCCAACGCUUCAUUAUUCGGCAAUUUCACUGGCCCCCAUGAUCUCAAUUUAAUUGUGGCUAAAAACAAUCGUUUGGAUAUUCAACUGGUUACCGCUGAAGGGCUUGUACCACUUCUAGAUGUCGGAGUCUACGGUAGAAUUGCUAGCAUGCAGCUAAUAAGACCUGAGAAUGAAAAUUGUGAUUUACUAUUCAUUUUAACGUGCCGAUAUCGCGUCUGUAUUUUGCAAUAUAAACCAGAAACUAAAUCAAUUAUUACGCGGGCUUACGGUGAUAUGAAGAAUCGUGUCAGCAGGCCCUCGGAAACGGGAUUGAUCGGUAUAGUCGAUCCAGAUUGUAAAGUGAUUUGUUUAAAAUUAUACGAUGGGUGGUUAAAAUUAAUCCCGUUAGAAUUAGAUACCGAUAAAGAAAUGAGUGCUGAGGAUGUCAGAUUGGAAGAAUUACAAGUUCUUGAUGUCAAAUUUCUUUAUGGCUUUACAGAACCAACGAUAGCGUUAAUAUAUGAAAGUGGUCAGAACCGGUAUUUGAAGACCUACGAAAUAUCUCUGCAAAAUGCCGAUAUACAUCGCCAACCCUGGAACAUCGGGAAAGUUGAGGAAGAAGCAUUUAUGAUCUUACCUGUUCCGCCUCCUUCGUGUGGAAUGGUCGUUAUCGGUGCAGGAUCUAUUUCAUACUAUAAAGGUCAAGAUAGCUUACAUAUAACUCCAGCUAGCCUUAAGGAUCGAAUCACAUGCUUUGGCCGUGUAGAUUCGAAUGGCUGUCGCUAUCUUUUGGGAGAUUAUAGUGGUAGACUGUUUAUGCUUAUAUUAGUUCAAGAACAUUCGCAAUCUGGAAUAAAAGUCAAAGAUCUUUGCUUAGAAUACCUAGGAGAAACGUCUAUUCCAAGUUGUAUAACGUACCUCGAUAAUGCAUUUGCCUAUAUUGGCUCCUCUUGUGGCGAUUCCCAGCUUAUUAAGGUACUGAAUACUUCACCGGAUUCAGAAACUGACUCUUAUAUUGAUGUGAUCGAUAAUUUUACCAACUUGGGUCCCAUUAUUGAUAUGGUUUCUGUGGACUUAGAUAAACAAGGACAAAGCCAACUUGUCACUUGCUCUGGUUUUGGUAAGAAUGCCUCAUUACGGGUCUUAAGAAACGGCAUUGGCAUUCAUGAAUUGGCGAACAUAGAUCUAGACCAUAUUUGUGGUAUUUGGCGUUUACGAACAGUUUCUCGCAGUAUAAGUGAAUAUGAUGAUGUUUUGGUGCUUUCUUUUGCUGGUCAUUCUCGCUUUUUAAAAUUUGACGGCCGAGAAGUUGAAGAAACUGAUAUUUCUGGUUUCGAUGAUUAUAAAGAAACUGAUUUUGCGGCUAAUGUUGCUUUCGAUCAAAUAGUUCAGAUAUCAAACGAAUCUGUCCGUCUUGCUGGUUGUGAUGGAAGAGGCCUACUACAGGAGUGGAAACCACCGAAUGGAAAAACUAUUAGCAAGUCAACUGCUGGCAAUACGCAAAUAAUGGUAGCCAGUGGUUGUGAAUUAUUCUAUCUAGAAAUUGGUGAGGGCGAACUGAAGCAAGUCAGCAAUAUUUCAUUAGAGCAUGAUAUCGCCUGCAUUGAUAUCAGUUUGAAAGAUGAUAACGAGCGGGCUCAAAUUUGCGCUGUCGGCCUCUGGGUUGACAUGUCUGCUCGACUGUUAUUACUACCCAAUUUGCAGUUGAUGCUCACGGAGUCCCUUGGUGGUGAUAUUAUUCCACGAUCCAUCAUGCUAAAUAGAUUUGAUAACGAAAUUUAUCUGUUGGUAGCCAUGGGUGAUGGUACUCUUGCUUACUAUCUGGUCAAUACUACUACCUGUUCCCUAACCAACAGAAAAUCCGUCAACCUUGGCGUAGUACACAGUAACCUGUACACGUUUAAGUCUGGUUCCAUUUCAAACGUUUUUGCCUGUAGUGAUCGUCCUACCGUUAUUUAUAUAAAUAAUCAUAAAUUAGUAUUUUCGAAUGUUAACCUUAAGAAGGUAAAUUUUAUGUCACCGUUCCACUCAGAGUCGUUUCCGAAUAGCUUGGCCUUAGUAAAUGAUUCAGGUUUUAUAAUUGGAACUAUUGAUGAAAUUCAAAAACUACAUAUCAGAACAAAGCCUUUAGGGGAAACUACGAGGCAAGAAGAAUCCCAAAGUUUCGGCAUUAUUACCUGUAGAACUGAGGUGCCUUCUGAAGACGACAAAAACUUCGUGCCAACUCAUCAAAGCGCAUCACUACUAGUAUCAAACCGUACUAUGUGCCCAGAACAAAGUGAUAACUCCUCGUCAACUUUUGACAGUGACACUCUUUCAGAGAAAAAUAUUGACUCGGUUCUCAUUAUAGAUCAGCACUCUUUAGAUGCUCAAUGUGCACUCCAGUUACAAGACUGUGAAUGGGGCAUGAGUUUGAUAUCAUGCACGUUUGAGAACGAUCCAGAGGCUUAUUAUUGUGUUGGUACCGCUUUUGUAAAUCUAGAAGAUAAGGAACCCACCAAAGGCAAUAUUCGAAUAUUGAAAUACUUCGAAGGUAAAAUUCAACAAGUACACAGUAAAGAAGUUUCGGGAGCAGUAUACUGCAUGGUUGCUUUCAACGGCAGGCUUCUAGCCUCAGUCAACAGCACGGUUUCUGUUUAUGAAUGGACAUCUAAUAAGGAGUUAGUAGAAGAAACAUCGUUCCAUAAUAACGUCCUGGCUCUAUAUUUGAAAACUAAAGGAGAUUUUAUUCUCAUUGGGGAUCUAAUGCGGUCAAUUUCGUUAUGCGCUUAUCGACCUAUGAAUAAUGAGAUCGAAUUGAUUUGCAAGAACAAUGACCCUAAUUGGAUGACCGCUGUGGAAAUAAUCGAUGAUGAUUCUUAUUUAGGUGGCGAAAAUUCUCAUAACUUAUUUACCUGCCAGAAGAAUAGUUCGUCGUCAGAAGAAGAACAGAAACAUUUACCGACGGUCGGUGUUUAUCAUGUGGGAGAAUUUGUAAACGUUUUUAGACAAGGGUCUUUGGUAAUGCAAAAUACCGUUGAUAUUCCUGAUAGCGUACAAGGCUCUAUCUUGUUUGGUACUGUAUCUGGUGCAGUUGGUGUUGUGGUCACAUUGGCACCAGCUAUGUUCGAAUUUGUUUCGGCAAUUGCAAACAAACUAUCCACUGUUGUCAAAGGCGUUGGGAAGAUUGAACACCAAUUCUGGCGCUCAUUUUCUAAUGAUCGUAAGACUGAGCCGUGCCAAAGUUUUGUUGAUGGCGAUCUUGUUGAGAGCUUCUUAGACCUUUCGCCGGAAGAUAUGCAAAGAGUUGCAAACGGAUUAACUAUACAAACUGCGGAUGGCACUCGCCCGGCUAUGGUAGAGGAUGUUUUGAAAACCGUCGAAGAACUUAGUCGUAUACAUUAA
Messenger RNA from Trichoplax adhaerens, 3405 nucleotides. RefSeq lists its product as uncharacterized. Gene Ontology annotation, molecular function: nucleic acid binding; protein binding. The record is from RefSeq and is a predicted model, not a curated record. Gene Ontology annotation, biological process: proteasome-mediated ubiquitin-dependent protein catabolic process; DNA repair. Gene Ontology annotation, cellular component: nucleus; site of double-strand break. The coding region runs from base 1 to 3405 and encodes 1134 amino acids. NCBI's taxonomy places the organism in Eukaryota, Metazoa, Placozoa, Uniplacotomia, Trichoplacea, Trichoplacidae. The transcript is spliced from 30 exons.